This is a messenger RNA of Triticum turgidum subsp. durum (durum wheat), 1167 nucleotides long. The record is from the annotation of a GenBank genome assembly. NCBI's taxonomy places the organism in Eukaryota, Viridiplantae, Streptophyta, Magnoliopsida, Poales, Poaceae.
AUGGCGUCGGCAGACGAAGCGAAUGCGGCGGCCGAAGGUACGGAGGGGAAGAACUGGCAGCGGAAGGGGAAGCACAAGAAGGAGAAGCCGUGGGACGAUGACCCCAACAUCGACCGCUGGACGGUGGAGAAGUUCGACCCCUCCUGGAACGAGGGCGGCCUGCUGGAAGUCAGCUCCUUCUCCACCCUCUUCCCCCAGUACCGAGAGAAGUAUCUGCAGGAGACAUGGCCGAUCGUCAAGGGCGCACUCAAGGAGUUUGGAGUCUCAUGCGAGCUCAAUUUGGUGGAGGGAUCCAUGACGGUUUCCACCACCAGGAAGACCAGGGACCCCUACAUUAUUCUCAAGGCCAGGGACCUGAUAAAGCUCUUGUCGCGAAGUGUCCCUGCACCCCAAGCAAUUAAAGUGCUCAAUGAUGAGAUGAACUGUGAUAUUGUCAAGAUUGGUAGCAUCAUAAGAAACAAGGAAAGAUUUGUCAAAAGGAGAGAACGCCUUUUGGGCCCUAACCUGUCGACCCUUAAGGCUAUAGAGAUUUUGACUGGCUGCUACAUCUUAGUACAGGGAAAUACUGUGGCUGCCAUGGGUUCCUUUAAGGGACUGAAACAGGUCCGGAAGAUUGUAGAGGAUUGCAUAAAGAACAUAAAGCAUCCAGUGUACCACAUUAAGGAACUCCUUAUUAAACGUGAGCUGGCUAAAAAUCCUGCCCUAGCCACUGAAAGUUGGGACAGGUUUCUACCGAACUUUAAGAAAAAGAAUGUCAAGCAAAAGAAGCCCAAUACUAAGGAGAAGAAACAAUACACACCCUUUCCGCCGCCUCAGCAGCCUAGCAAGAUUGAUCUUGAACUGGAGAGUGGUGAGUAUUUCAUGAGUGACAAGAAGAAGUCAGCUAAGAAAUGGCAAGAGAAGCUAGAUAAGCAAUCAGAGAAAUCAGAAGAAAAGAAAAGAAAGAGAGAAGCUGCAUUUGUUCCACCGAAGGAGAACACUGCUGGUCUAUCUGAAUCUGCCAAAAGUACUAAUGCCAACGAGAUUGCUGAUAUCACAAAAUCCUUAAAGAAAAAGGCAAAGAAAUUCAGAAAUAGUGAAGCCGAGGAAAAUGUGAAAAUCGAGUCAUAUGUUGCGAGCAAUGAAGAAUCACACUCCAAAAAGAAGCACAAAUCAUCAUCCAAGUAA